Staurois parvus is the source of this 1593-nucleotide messenger RNA. Lineage: Eukaryota; Metazoa; Chordata; Amphibia; Anura; Ranidae. The record is from the annotation of a GenBank genome assembly.
ACAGCAUUGUUACUGAUGUUGCGGUUGGUGUUAAGAGGGGUUCUGACGAACUGCUGUCAGGAAGUGUUCUUAAUGGUCCAAGCUCUAACUUAAACAGCAUAGUUGUGACUGCCAAUGGUAAUGAUAACAAAAAGUUCAAAAGUGAUGAAAAAAUGGAGAGCACACCAUCCCGGGUGCUCCAUAUUCGAAAACUUCCUGGAGAAGUUACCGAAACCGAAGUUAUUGCUCUGGGAUUGCCAUUUGGGAAAGUGACAAACAUUCUGAUGCUGAAAGGAAAGAAUCAGGCGUUUUUGGAACUGGCUACUGAAGAAGCAGCUGCCACCAUGGUUAAUUAUUAUACAUCAAUGACACCACAUCUACGUAACCAACCGAUUUAUAUUCAGUACUCUAACCAUAAAGAGCUCAAGACAGACAGCGCACUCAACCAGCGCGCUCAAGCAGUGCUUCAGGCUGUAUCUGCAGUUCAGACUACCAAUUCCACUGUGGGUACUACUGUGGGAAGUGAGACCACAGUGUCCCUCAGCACAGAGUCCUGUCCUAAGAAUAAUUAUUGACAACAUGUACUACCCUGUCACCCUUGAUGUCCUUCACCAGAUAUUUUCAAAGUUUGGUACUGUUUUGAAGAUAAUCACUUUUACAAAAAACAAUCAGUUUCAAGCCCUUCUACAGUAUGGAGACCCAGCUAAUGCACAGCAAGCAAAACUGGCAUUAGAUGGUCAAAAUAUCUACAAUGCCUGCUGCACCCUUCGGAUUGACUUUUCAAAACUGGUAAACUUAAACGUAAAAUAUAAUAAUGACAAAAGUCGGGACUAUACCCGUCCAGACCUGCCAUCUGGAGAUGGACAGCCUGCAUUAGACCCAGCUAUUGCUGCAGCAUUCGCCAAGGAAACCUCACUUCUAGCUGUUCCUGGUGCAUUAAGUCCAUUGGGGAUACCAAAUGCUGCAGCUGCUGCGGCCGCUGCUGCUGCAAGCCGUGUUGGUAUCCACGGUGUUUCAACGAGUGCAAAUACUGUUCUUCUAGUUAGCAAUCUGAAUGAAGAGAUGGUUUCGCCCCAAAGUCUGUUUACCCUCUUCGGUGUUUAUGGAGAUGUGCAGCGCGUGAAGAUUCUGUACAAUAAGAAAGACGGUGCGCUUAUACAGAUGGCUGAUGGAAACCAAUCACAGCUGGCCAUGAGCCACCUCAAUGGCCAGAAAAUGUAUGGAAAAAUAAUCAGGGUUACAUUGUCUAAACAUCAAACAGUCCAGCUACCUCGGGAAGGGCUUGAUGAUCAAGGGCUAACAAAAGACUUUGCCAACUCCCCUCUGCAUCGUUUUAAGAAGCCUGGCUCUAAAAACUUUCAGAAUAUAUUCCCUCCUUCAGCAACCCUUCAUUUGUCUAACAUUCCGCAAACGAUUACUGAGGAAGAUUUGCGCACUCUGUUCACUAACACAGGAGGAACUGUCAAAGCAUUCAAAUUUUUUCAAGACCAUAAAAUGGCUCUUCUGCAGAUGUCUACAGUGGAAGAAGCUAUACAGGCAUUGAUUGAUCUCCACAACUACAAUAUUGGCGACAACCACCAUCUGAGAGUUUCUUUUUCCAAGUCAACAAUUUAA